UAUACAGGAAACAAUGAGCAUUCAAAACUCGCAAUGAAUUUACACGUGAUAAAUUUUAAAAAUUGAGACGGUAUUCCGCGUCCACAACUUUGUGAUCAAGUAGAGGCAAACUCCACGUCAAAACUUCAAAAAAAAAUAUUGCAAUUUGAUAUACUGUUCACAUGUCGCAGUUCAAUCAAAUCCACGUAUAAAAGCCAAUGGCCAUAAGCACCACAACCACAACACACGAAAGUUGGCACACAUGGAGAAACAGAGCAUCAGGUUCAGACAGAACACUUCUUCUUCUUCUUCUUGGGUUCGAGGCGCGUGCAUCGGACGCGGCUGUUUCGGUACCGUUAGCACGGCCGUGAGAAGAUCUGACGGCGGAAUUUUUGCCGUGAAAUCCGUUGAUCUUGCCACAUGUCUCCCUUCUCAGGCAGAGUCUCUGGAGAACGAAAUCGCCGUCAUCCGCUCUAUCGAGCCUCACCCCUACGUCGUGGGUUUCAUCGGCGAUGACGUGUCCAAGGAGGGAACGGCGUCGUUUCGGAAUCUUCACAUAGAGUAUCUUCCCGGCAGUGACGUGGCAUCCGCCAGCAACGGAAUUGACGAGGCUCUGCUCCGACGGUACACGUGGUGUUUGGUCUCUGCUCUUCGACACGUUCACUCGCACGGAAUCGUUCACUGCGACGUCAAAGCGGCGAACGCCCUCUUCGGGCACGACCGGAGUUCCGUCAAACUCGCGGACUUCGGGUCGGCUAUCAGAUUUUGCGGCGGCGAGUCGACGGCUCUGAUCACGCCACGCGGAAGCCCCCUGUGGAUGGCGCCGGAGGUGAUCAGGAGGGAGUACCAGGGGCCGGAAAGUGACGUGUGGUCGCUCGGUUGUACGGUCAUCGAGAUUUUCACCGGAAAACCCGCCUGGGAAGACCGCGGGCUAGACUCGCUGAUUCGAAUCGGAUUCUCCGACCAGUUACCGGUUAUCCCGGCGGGUCUGUCGGAACUCGGACGCGAUUUCCUCGACAAGUGUUUGAGCAAAGACCCGAGUCUGAGGUGGAGUUGCGAUCAGCUUUUAAAGCACCCGUUUCUGUCACGUGAUCAUUGUUCGCCGUCUUCUGAAUCGUCUCCCCGUUGCGUACUCGACUGGGUCAAAUCGGAGUACGAACAAUACGACGGAGAGGAAGAUACCGGGCCGAGAUCAGAACCCGGAGUUUCGGCGAUGGCAAGGAUUUGUAAUUUGGGUGCGACCGGAGGGACAAAUUGGGAAUCAGAUGGUUGGGUGGAGGUAAGAGGCCCUCAACGAAUCAAGGAAUAUCCGAAUCGCCCGAGGGUAAAUGCGGAAUCAAACACAUGUCAAGAGGUCGAAGAUUCGUCGGAGUGGCAAAGUCGUAAUUUCAACAAUCUGGGAGCCGCGGCGACAGACGUUGGGCGGCCGGAGAACGCGGGACCGUCCGCGGUGUUGCGUGAAUUAUUAUUCAUGGAAUUUCUGGCGGUAGAAAAUAUUCAUAUAUGUUCUAAAUCUUUCGUCGAUGUGAUUCACAUAUAUCGUAAUUAUCGUGACAAUAAUAAUAAAAAUCAAAUUUUUUUUCUAUUGCAUGUGAUUAGAUGGGGCCAAAAAACCUGAAC
This is a messenger RNA of Tarenaya hassleriana, 1599 nucleotides long. Its product is annotated as mitogen-activated protein kinase kinase kinase NPK1-like. The record is from RefSeq and is a predicted model, not a curated record. Gene Ontology annotation, biological process: protein phosphorylation. Gene Ontology annotation, molecular function: ATP binding; protein kinase activity. Bases 242 to 1597 code for a protein of 451 amino acids. Lineage: Eukaryota; Viridiplantae; Streptophyta; Magnoliopsida; Brassicales; Cleomaceae. The transcript has a single exon.